Molecule: messenger RNA, 1020 nt
Organism: Aspergillus nidulans FGSC A4
Lineage: Eukaryota; Fungi; Ascomycota; Eurotiomycetes; Eurotiales; Aspergillaceae
Exons: 3
Coding region: 1-1020 (339 amino acids)
Cellular component (GO): endoplasmic reticulum membrane
Source: RefSeq, a predicted model, not a curated record
AUGCCGUCGGCCACGUCGUCUGGGACUGACUCAGGAGGCUCAGGAAAAUCCCGAGACCACAACCAAGGCAACCAGGACCGCAAGUACACACCUGAGCAAAAGGCGGCUGUAAUCCGGAUACGAAAAUGCAGCGCAACGGCAUUCUACGAGAUCUUGGCGGUAGAAAAGACAGCAACCGACAGCGAGAUCAAGAAGGCGUAUAGAAAACUGAGUUUGGUCACACAUCCUGAUAAGAACGGGUAUGAAGGGGCGGACGAGGCAUUUAAGAUGGUCUCGCGCGCCUUCCAGGUUCUGUCGGAUUCGGAGAAGAGGGCAAGGUAUGAUAAGUUUGGCGGGGAUCCGGAUAGUAGGUUCCAGCCGAGCAGCGGCCCUGCAGGUGCUUCACCGUUUGGUGGCGGAUUUUCUGGGGGCGGCUUCCCUCGGGGAGGUGGAGGGUUUGAAGCGGAGAUAUCUCCUGAGGAGCUGUUCAACCGGUUUUUCAACGGUGGUCCGCAGUUCGUUUUCAACAUGGGAGGUGGGCCGGGCUUUAGGGUUCAUCAAUUUGGAGGGACUCAACCUCGAAGACGGCCUCGCGCCGAUGCACAGCCCGAGCCCACGCCAUCUGCCGCAUCUGUAUUUCGGCAGCUCCUGCCUCUGAUCCUCCUAUUCCUGCUUCCUCUACUUUCGUCGCUCUUCUCUAGUGGCCCUGCCCCAUCUGGGCCAUCAUAUCGAUUCGACCCUAUUCCCCCUCAUACGCAGCAACGAACAACUCCAGAGAUCAAAAUAGACUACUUCCUUAACCCGAAAGACGUGAGCGACUUCAGUUCCCGAGAGUUUCGCAAACUGGACAAGCAGGUGGAAGUUGAUUAUGUCAAGAAGCUCCGUUAUGAGUGUGAGGGCGAAAUUCUCGCCCGGGAUCGCAUGAUCCAGGAUGCGCAGGGCUGGUUCUUCCCAGACGUAGAGAAGAUUAAGGAGGCGAAAGCGAUGGAGCUCAAGAGUUGUCGGCGGUUAGAAUCUCUACCGCUGAAGAGGAAGUACUAA